Molecule: messenger RNA, 882 nt
Organism: Daldinia childiae
Lineage: Eukaryota; Fungi; Ascomycota; Sordariomycetes; Xylariales; Hypoxylaceae
Exons: 6
Coding region: 1-882 (293 amino acids)
Source: RefSeq, a predicted model, not a curated record
AUGUCGGCCGCUAUACUCCCCUUACCCGGCGCGGACCAGCCCGACGAAAAUCGAGGGCCUGAAAUUGCUGGUGCCGUGGUAUCGACGACUAUAGCUGCGCUGGUCGUUGUUUGCGCAAGGAUAUACGUCCGCUUACGGAUGAUUCGAAGUAUUGGAAUAGAUGACUAUGUUAUGCUUGUGGCUAUGUUGCUCUCCCUCAUUGGAAUGGGAAUCAUUAUCGCCCAGGUUCACUACGGAGCUGGUCGCCAUGCUGCAUAUCUCGAUCAGGAAGUACCAUUGGAUAAAGCCGUCAACAUUGUUACAGAUUUAUUUUUUGCGCUCUUACCAAUUCCAAUUCUUUGGAAUGUGAAGAUUAAUGCUCGUACCAAAGCUUCACUUAUAUGUGUCCUUGGUCUCGGUGUCUUCGCAUGUGCAGCAGCCAUCGUCAAAGCCGCCUUUCUUUCAAGCUAUGGAAAAUCUGGUGACUUCUUGUGGGACUCGGCCAACUUAAGUAUAUGGGUCGUGGUCGAAACAAACACAGGGAUCAUCGCCGCGUGUCUACCAUGUAUAAAGCCGAUGUUCAAAACCAUAUUCGAAAGUUCUCUUCGCUACAGAUCGUCUCGCAAGAAAGACGAAUACAAUCUCCACGAUUAUGCUCAUAGCACAGGCCCUAAGGGAUCCAAAUAUUUACACACCCAGACAAGGACAGAGAUAGACGCCCGGCGCGUAGCUGUUCCUAACGGCUUGGCAGACAAUAUAAGCGAGGAGAGCAUCUUGACGCAGAAGACCAGCGGAAUUACCAAGACAACCAUUGUAACGAUCGAUCGGGACAUCGAAGAAAAUGGUGAGGCAUCAGGAUGGCAUAAGGACUACCCUGAGCGGGUGGUUGAAGACAGGUUGUGA